This is a messenger RNA of Cryptococcus wingfieldii CBS 7118, 1083 nucleotides long. RefSeq names its product UV excision repair protein Rad23. Gene Ontology annotation, molecular function: polyubiquitin modification-dependent protein binding; proteasome binding; ubiquitin binding. Lineage: Eukaryota; Fungi; Basidiomycota; Tremellomycetes; Tremellales; Cryptococcaceae. Gene Ontology annotation, cellular component: nucleoplasm; cytosol. Gene Ontology annotation, biological process: proteasome-mediated ubiquitin-dependent protein catabolic process; nucleotide-excision repair. The transcript has 8 exons. The record is from RefSeq and is a predicted model, not a curated record. Bases 1 to 1083 code for a protein of 360 amino acids.
AUGGUCAAAAUCACAUUCAAGACCGUACAGAACAAGGUCGCCGACUUGAAGCAAAAGAUCCAAGAGUCCCAGACCUUCCCUGCCGAAAAUCAAAAGCUCAUCUACUCUGGCAAGAUCCUCAAUGAUUCUUCAUCAGUCGAGUCUCUCAAGAUCAAGGAGAAGGACUUUUUGGUCGUGAUGGUCUCAAGACCUAAAGCUGCUCCUGCCGCCGCCGCCGUCCCUUCCACCCCCGCCCCUGCUGCUUCCGCCGCUCCCUCUACACCAGCUGCCCCCGCCCCUUCAUCUGGACCUGCACCCACAGCCCCUGCCGAGACCCCCACGCCCGCCGCCUCUGAAUCCGCUCAACCGUCCGGUUCCGCAGCUCUCGGCACCUCUUUCUUGGCUGGUGACCAGCUGCAAGCUGCUACCGAUGGUAUGGUAGAGAUGGGCUUUGAGCGUGAUUUGGUUGUGCGAGCUCUGAGGGCCAGUUUCAACAACCCUGACCGGGCCGUCGAGUACCUCAUGUCUGGAAACAUUCCCAACCUGGAUCCCCCCGCGCCUGCUGCUCCUGCCGCUGCCCCCGCUGCUGCCCCCUCCGCCCCAUCAAUCCCUGCCGCCGCUGCCCCUUCAGCUCCUGCUGCCCAGCCCGCUGGACAACCCGCUGCCGAGGCCCCUGCCGCCGGAAGCGCCGACAACUUGUUCGCUGUAAUGAACCGUGACCGAGGAGCUCCCGCUGGUGCCGGGGCUGGAGCUGGAGGUGCGCCUGGUGGCCAGCUCGACGCUAUCCGACAGAUGAUCCAGCAAAAUCCCGCCCUCAUCCAACCACUCCUUCAACAGAUCACCGCUGAGAACCCCGAGCUCGCUCAACUUAUUCAGCAAAACCCCGAAGCGCUUUACCAACUCCUUGGUGGCGCUGGAGAUGGAGAUGAUGAUGAUGAGAUGGGAGAAGGACCUGUUAUGAGGGUGGACUUGACGCAGGAGGAGGCUGCUGCUCUCGAGGCUCUUGGUUUUGACAGGCAAAUGGUCCUUCAGGCCUACAUGCUCUGUGACAAGAACGAGGAAUUGGCCGCCAACUUUUUGUUUGACCAGACCGACGAGGAUUAA